AUGCCGGACACCACCGCGCUCGCCAAGCAGUACCGUCAACAAGUGCUCGACGAGCUGCCCCCACAUGUCCUUCGCGCACCACUCGAUGAGGCGCCGGGCUCGAACGUGACCCGACUUGUCGCGGAGCUCAAGCUGCUCAGUCAGCGUCAGCUCGACAUCACUGGCCUUGAUGUCGUCGAUCUGGUGGCCCACAUCGCCGCGAGGAAAUACACGAGUGAAGAGGUUGUGAUUGCAUUCGCUCAUAGAGCUGCGUAUGCACAUCGUUUGGUCAGUCCCCAUCCCCGGUUCUCGGGCCGGCCGGCGAGCCAGCACGAGCAACUCGAGUUGUCCCUGCCUGCUCUGACCCGCAUCGCUCUCUCCACCUUAUCUUCGGUCAGACGUGCUGCUUGACCGGCAUGUGGCUCGACAAAGCCGUUCAGAGGGCUCGAGAACUCGAUCAUCACCUCGAAAAGCAUGGCACCACCAUCGGCCCCCUACAUGGACUCCCCAUCUCGGUCAAGGUCAGACUUUUCCCGUCGCCCUUGUCCCCAUAGCGUUCUUGGGCGGCUCCCACUGAACCGAGUUCUUUCUAAUUCACAGGACCAAUUCCAAGUCCAAGGUCGAACCACCUCCCUAUCCUACCUCUCCAAACACGUCCUCGCAAAACCUUCUCCAAAAUCCUGCUCCUUCGUAACCUUGCUCGAAUCCCUCGGCGCAAUCACCUACGUCCAUACGAACCUCCCUCAAACGAUCAUGCAUCUUGAAUCCUCUUCCUUCUGGGGUACGGUCUUGAACCCUUACAACACCUCCCUAACCGCUGGAGGCUCAUCGGGCGGCGAAUCGGCUCUGAUCGCGAUGCGAGGCUCCGUAUUAGGACUUGGCACCGAUAUCGGGGGCUCCGUCCGAUCGCCCGCUGCGAAUUGUGGGUUGUGGAGUUUGAGACCUACGAGUUCGAGGUUGCCGAGCGCGACGGCGGCCGUUCCGGGCAGGGAUUCCAUCAUCGGCACGGCGGGUCCGAUCGCGACUAGUUUGAGGGACCUGGAGUUCUUCUUGAGCCUUGUUUUGGCCGAGGAUACCAAAGUGUGGCGGAGGGAUGCGAGUCUUUUGGAGAUGGCUUGGGGAGUAGGGAGGAAAGGUGCUUGGGAGGAAGGGAGUCAGAAGUUAAGGAUAGGGGUGAUGUGGGAUGAUGGAGAGGUCAGACCGACGAGACCGAUACGGAGGGCGUUGGAAGGCGCGGUUCAGAGGCUUACGGAGAGUGAGCUGAUUGAAGUGGUUGACUUUGAGCCUUGGAAGAUGAGGGAAGGGUGGGAGUUGACAAGACAGUUGGUUAGUCUCGGGUCAAGCAGUCUCAUUUUGGACAUUUCGGCUGACCACCUCUACCGCGUUCUCACGGGCGCAGUACUUUGCUGACGGCGGGAAACGCAUCCGCGACUUGCUGGACGAAUCGGAAGUUGCUGAACCUUUGAAGCCCCUGACCAAGUGGCUACUUGAAGAAGCUGGUAAAGAACCGCUAAAGGACCAUUCGGUUCAUGAAUUGUGGAAGGUGAGCACUCGGGGUCACUCGGAAGAUGAGAAAUUCUGCAGUCUGGCGCUGACAGAGUCAAAGCUUCUUCGGUCGCUCAUAGCUCAACAGCAAAAGGGAAAAAUACCGCUCUGCCUUCCGAGAACAUUGGAACAACUCGGGCGUGGACGUUGUCCUGUCCCCCGUUGCACCGAACCCACCCCCGAGGCACGGCGAGGCCAAAUGGUGGUCGUGAGUAAACUCGACUCGCUUCUUCGACAAAGAGGAACUAUGCCCUCACCAGGAGGUCAAUCUACGCACAGUUAUACCUCACAUUGGAACCUCGUCGAUCACCCCGCGCUUGUGUUCCCUACGGGAUUGUUCGUGGAUGCGACACUCGAUGUCGAGCCGACGGUACCUCGCGACGAGUGGAGGAACGACGACGAGCGAUUCGUGCAUGAGCAUUGUAUGUACUCCCGUCCGCGAACGCAAUGUAGUCACGCUAAUAUCCGACCUCCCGCAAUGUCGCAGACUCGCCCGAGAUCUACGCCAACGCUCCUCUUGGACUACAGCUCAUCGCGCGGAAGUACCACGACGAAGAAGUGAUCGCGGCGAUGCGUGUGAUCGAAGGCAUAUUAUUUCACAAACAGGUGCAGUAG
Microbotryum saponariae is the source of this 2139-nucleotide messenger RNA. Lineage: Eukaryota; Fungi; Basidiomycota; Microbotryomycetes; Microbotryales; Microbotryaceae. The record is from the annotation of a GenBank genome assembly.